CGUGGGUCAGAACGGAAGUCGUCACGAUUUAAAGCGGAAGUGGAUCUACGUCAACAGUGAUCGCAGUUCCUGGUUUUUUGGCAUUCUUCAGAUUUCAGGCACUUGUCAUUUCUCUCCAGCCACCCGGCCACCCUCGGGUGUGAGCUCCCUUGUUUUUGAGUAACACUUCUUGUGCCAACGGUUUCCCCCAGAGGAGACAGUGGUCUAUCUGUCUUUCGUUUCCGGCGGGUGUUUGUCACUGAGCAGAGCUGAACAGGAAGACAGUCGCAAAGAGGCGUCUCAACUGAGAGAGGAAACUGCUGUGGCCUAUACGUCAGCCUCAGAAUGACUGAGUUCUGGGUUUGUUUCAGCUGCUGCAUUGCAGAGCAGCCACAACCAAAGCGACGGCGACGGAUCGACCGCUCCAUGAUCGGGGAGCCCACAAACUUUGUUCACACCACACAUGUAGGCUCCGGGGACAUGAACAUGGGAUUGGCGUCUGUGGACCUAGUUCAGGCUCAGAUGAAAUCUAAAGGAGGCUACGCACAUGGAGGCUCCGAAGGCUCUCAGUUGUAAACAGCUCCUCAUUUUGGAAACUAGUUGUUGAUUUAAGGAAAAAAAUAAAAAAAAGCAGUUCCUUCGAUAAUGUACACAGGACCAAAAGAUGAAACUACUGCUUUUCUUUGAUGUAUAUAUUUUUAUUUUCCAUUCUUUUUUUUUUUUUAAUGAAAGCACUGCUAUCCAUUUUGCUGCCAUAUUGUUGCACUGUAAAGAAUAAUUAAGAGUAAAUUAGAGGGUUUAGAAAGCUUGUAAUCGCUGUCUGAUGUAUGCUUGUGUGUAUGCAUGAGGAAAAUGUUUUCAAAAAUAUUUGCUGUUGUCGCCCAUUGGAUGCCUGUAUUUAUUAUUUGUCUUGAAAACGGACCUCAAGGUGGCUGGGCCACGCUGGAGUUUUGCAACAUUCAGUUUUCUCCUUUAAUCUCAGAGCUUUCUGAAAGGACAGGUGAGGGUAUCAACAAAAAAAAAAAAAAGAGAAAAAUUUAAAGUUCUUUGUUUAAUUCUGAGAAAUGCUCAUUUUCUCUGAGCUGCUUUCAGAAUUAAAUCUUGCUGUUUUGUAAUAAACUUGAAAUGAGUCAAGUACACUGGACCAUACAUUGUACACUCAUGCACGCUUAGGAAUUUUCAUUGAUUUCAAAUGUUUUCUUUUUUUUCCACUGAUUUAGAUUGAAUUUAUAGAGUUUUAAUAAACUAUGAACUUUUCAAUAUGCUUUUUUUGAAUUCAAGAUUAUUUGCUGUACAUGUGUGAUCCUGAUGCUCCAAGUACUGACUUUAGCAUUUUACAGAAGGCUCAUAUUUUUAUAACGCUUAUUUUAUUUUCCUGUCAUUUAAACUUCUGCAUCACCUAUCACUCAAGAGCUAACCUUGGACAUGGCUGGAUCACACAUGUAAACACAUGCACAAACGUGGGUUCAAUUCCACAAAGUUAGCAGGCUUUUAUGUUUAUCUGUUGGUUGUAGCCAGCUGUGUCUGUCACCAGCACACCCUGCAUUCUGAAUGUUCAAGUUUAGUCUAGUUGAGCACAUGUGAUUUCUGUCCCCUUGAAGGUCUUUGUAAACUCAGUAACUCCUUUUUUCUAAGUUCAUUAAAGUUUAGCACAAAAAUUUUCAGCAGUUUUAUAAUUAAGCUGCUUCAUUUUUUAAAAAGGAAAAUUUAUUGUAAAUGUUACUAAAGUUAAGCUGCAGACACAAUUUUACGCCUAUUUCUCAAGCUGCAAUUUGUUCCAAAGGUAAAACCUUUUCCUGCAGGAAUAUUUUGUUUUUGUAUGAUACAGUAACUAAAUGACAAUAUGCUGGUUUCUCUGGCACAAAUCUAAUGUGUAACCCUGUGUUAAAAUGUCUAAAUAGGACUCCACAGUAAAAGUUAAUCAGACACAAAACUAUAAAGUCAGCAGACUUUGAUCCCCACAUUUGUAUGAUUGUCAUCCAUGUGCAUCCUGUGAUUUAACAUUUCAAUAAAAAAAUGUAUUGAAUGUAUUAGCUGCAUAAAAAAAGUAUUCAUGGUACAAAAAGAAUGAACUUUAAGUUUGCAGCCUUAACUCUUCUGCUUUGUCUUCGUUGCCAGGCACAUUCAAUGAAAUUAUAUGUGAUAAGGUCAAUAAACAUGUAGGCACGGUGA
This is a messenger RNA of Oryzias melastigma (Indian medaka), 2151 nucleotides long. It is a transcript of the gene cdc42se2, whose product is annotated as CDC42 small effector 2. The record is from RefSeq and is a predicted model, not a curated record. NCBI's taxonomy places the organism in Eukaryota, Metazoa, Chordata, Actinopteri, Beloniformes, Adrianichthyidae. Gene Ontology annotation, molecular function: small GTPase binding. The transcript has 5 exons. Gene Ontology annotation, biological process: regulation of Rho protein signal transduction. The coding region runs from base 325 to 555 and encodes 76 amino acids. Gene Ontology annotation, cellular component: plasma membrane.